Messenger RNA from Rhodofomes roseus, 3311 nucleotides. Its product is annotated as ARM repeat-containing protein. Gene Ontology annotation, biological process: phosphatidylinositol biosynthetic process; positive regulation of kinase activity. Gene Ontology annotation, cellular component: PAS complex; endosome membrane; fungal-type vacuole membrane. NCBI's taxonomy places the organism in Eukaryota, Fungi, Basidiomycota, Agaricomycetes, Polyporales, Fomitopsidaceae. The coding region runs from base 199 to 3240 and encodes 1013 amino acids. The record is from RefSeq and is a predicted model, not a curated record. The transcript has 14 exons.
GGAGAAGGAUCGACUCGCGAGAUGCACGACGCAGGUCGGCUCACGUGGUCAGGCGCGGACUGCGAGGCGCGACGCGCUUGCUCGCAGCUUGUCAGUACUUGUGCGUCGCGCUCUGCUCGCCUGCUUCCAUGCUCGUCACCCUGCCCGCGAAAGGCAGACAUCGUCCAGAACAUAGCAUAGGAGCUCUGCAUAUUAACAAUGGAGUCCAGCAUCUCGAAACAGUUGGUCGACAAGAUGUACGAGAAGCGGAAGGCGGCCGCGCUUGAGCUCGAAAAGCAGAUUCGCGAAUGCCAUCAGCAGGGCGACCACCGGCGUAUUGGCCAAAUCAUCGACCAACUUGUGGACAUGUUCAACAACCCAUCAAACCCAUUGCAUGUCCGCAACGGAGGACUCAUUGGCCUCGCCGGGACCGCGAUUGCUCUCGGUGUGGAGAUCGCUCCCUACAUGGAGAAGUUCAUCGAACCUCUACUCGUGUGCUUCACGGAUCCCGAGAACAGAGUACGGUACUUCUCUGCCGAAUGUCUCUAUAACAUCGCCAAGGUCUCGAAGGGGGAGAUACUGGUGUACUUCAAUCCUAUAUUUGACGCAUUGAGCAAGCUUGCCGCAGACUCCGAGCUGUCCGUCAAGAAUGGUGCCGAGCUACUGGAUCGAUUGCUUAAAGACAUAGUAGCGGAGACGGCCUCCGUUUAUAUACCCCAAUACCCGGAGACAGAGAAGGCACAGAAAGCACUCGAGGAUGGGAACGAUUUGAACAUAUUGGUGCCACACCCGGGCGAUGUCGCCAGUGGUGCGGAUAUCAACGGCGCACGCAAAGCAUUCUCACUCGCACGUUUCAUACCGCUGCUUUCGGAGAGGAUAUACGUCUUGAGUCCCUUCACCAGGAGCUACCUUGUUUCAUGGAUUACUGUGCUCGACUCGGUUCCAGAACUUGAGCUGAUCACAUACUUGCCGGAGUUCCUCGACGGUCUGCUGAAGUACCUCUCAGACCCCACCGAGGACGUACGUGUAGCCACGGAAAACUUGCUCGCGGACGUCCUCCGCGAGAUCCGGGACGUGACUGCUGUGCAACGUCAGCACGAAGAACAGCUCAAGGCCAAACGUGAAGCCGCUGAACAAGCUCGUCGUACUGAUACCGAUAAAGAGAGGCCGCAGGAAAUCAUUAUACCUGGCUCAGAUCGUGGUGGCCCAUUCUUGGAGGGCGACGAUUUCGUUUUUGAUGACAGCUCUCUGGCGUCGCCAGAGGAGAAGCAGCCUGACCAGGCAGGACGCGAUGUCGGCCAUUGGGUACCUGGGCAAGGGGUGAAGAUCGACUAUGCCGCAAUCGUUGAGAUUCUACUACAACAACUGGAUGACCAACACGAUGUGAUCCAACAGUCUACCGCUCUACGGUGGCUCACCGAGUUCCUCACUAUCGUCCAAGACGUUAUGGUCCCAUUUACACCCCGACUUAUUUUCGUCAUCCUGCCCAACCUUUCUCACCACGUACCCAUGAUCCAAUCUGCUGCUCUCCGCACGAACAAGGCACUCUUGAACGUGAUACAGUCCUUGCCUCCCCCAGUUGACGCACCAGCACGCCAAGGGACAGACAAAUCAUCCUCGUCCGCCUCUCAGGUUGCUCCCGGCUCACCCACUCCUGUUGCUGCUACUCUAGCGCCUUCCAGACAAUCCACUGCAAGCAAGGACGGUGUCGCAGCCCGUGACUUGACCUCUCCGGAAGCGGUGUCGCCGCCCGAAACGGGGACAGCGUCCGAUCGACCUUCUACCGCUUCGUCUCAGAGAACUCGGACAAAUGCCUUGCAGGGAAGCGUCACUCUGGCGACGGCAGAGGCUGUCCAGUCCGGCGCACAGACCAGCCGUCCUGCUUCUCCCAUUUCGGCUAUCAGCAUGCCCCAAGUGCAAACGUCACCGGAAGCCUCCUUGCUGCAGGAAAAGUCGGACCAGUUCGACUACCAGGCUACUGUGAAUGCGCUCACCAUUCAGUUCCUGAGUGAACACGAGGACACGCGAGUGGCAGCGUUGAAGUGGUUGAUCAUGUUGCACCAGAAGGCACCGAAGAAGAUCCUCGCGAUAGAUGACGGUACAUUCCCUGCGUUGCUGAAGACGCUCUCGGAUCCGUCGGAAGAGGUUGUCAAGAGCGAUCUUCAGCUCAUUGCUCAGAUAUCAUCAAGCUCGGAUGAAAGUUACUUCAAGGCUUUCAUGGUCAACCUCUUGGAUCUUUUCAGCACGGACAGAGGGCUGUUGGAAGCUCGAGGGAGCCUCAUCAUUCGUCAGCUGUGUUUGAACCUCAAUACCGAGAGGAUAUACCGGACAUUUGCGGAGAUCCUGGAGAAGGAAGAGGAUCUCGAGUUCGCCAGUGGCAUGGUCCAGAAACUGAACAUGAUCCUCAUUACAUCACCAGAAUUGGCGGAAUUCCGCAGACGACUGAAGAGUCUUGAGACUCGCCAAGACGGCCAAGCAUUAUUCACCACCUUGUAUCGAUCGUGGUGUCACAAUGCAGUUGCGGUCUUCUCCCUCUGUCUACUCGCGCAAGCAUAUGAACAUGCGUCAAACCUCUUGUAUAUCUUUGCGGACCUUGAGAUCACAGUACCACUGCUCGUCCAAAUAGACAAGCUUGUGCAGCUGAUUGAAUCACCGGUCUUCACAUAUCUUCGAUUACAACUACUGGAGCCCGAAAAACAUCCACAUCUAUUCAAGUGCUUGUACGGACUGCUCAUGCUGCUGCCACAAAGCUCCGCUUUCGUAUCGCUGCGGAAUCGACUGAGUGCGGUAAACUCGGCAGGUUUCUUGCACAUUGCUCCGAAGUCUACGGUUGCAAGCAUUUCGUCGACCCGAUCAAAGCUAGGCCGCGAUGAUAUCAAAUGGCAAGAACUAUUAUCACACUUCCGAAUGGUCCAGGGCCGGCACGAGAAGGCACGGCGACAGGCUCUCGGGACGGACACUACGCCCUUCGCGGGCUUCACUAUGAAUGAGAAGCCUGCGACGAACGGACCAACGACGUCGACACCUGCGGCGCCAUCGUCAUUACGUCCACAGAUCCGUCGGAAGGUUACGGGAGGAGAAGGCCCUGCUAGGCCGCCCUCGCGGUCGAGUGGUGUCCUGUCUCCGCUCAACCCGAAGGCCCGUGCACAGAGCGGGCUCCUCGCGUCGAACCUGGCGCAUCCGCCUACGAGCCCGACGUUGUCCGCUCAGGCGCCGAUGAAGCAGCCACCACGGACGUUGACCUUGAAUAAGAAGUCGUGAUAGUGUGCGGCGAUUCCGCACUUACGUUGUCCUUACAGUCGAUUGCAGAAAUCAUGGCACUCGCGGAUUUU